This is a messenger RNA of Arachis duranensis, 2817 nucleotides long. RefSeq names its product receptor-like protein 4. Lineage: Eukaryota; Viridiplantae; Streptophyta; Magnoliopsida; Fabales; Fabaceae. The coding region runs from base 301 to 2172 and encodes 623 amino acids. The record is from RefSeq and is a predicted model, not a curated record. Gene Ontology annotation, molecular function: protein binding. The transcript has 10 exons.
AGGUGCAGCGAGUGUGAUAAGGCUGAGCAGCAGGGUGACAAGUGUUCCCGAAAGCAUCAGCAUUGAGCUUCAGCUUCAUCGAGAGGAAGAAGAUUUGAUUAGUAGAGUGGAGUAAGUAACAAGAAUUGUUUGCUUACCGCUGUUAACUUAACUGCACACAACUCCAACCAUUUCUCUCUUUCUCUCUCUAGAAACUGAAAUCGAAGUGAUGUAAGAGAGAGAAAGAGAGGGGAAGAAUUACGAAGACGAAGACGACGAAGAAGAAGAAAGCUUCUCUCGUUUCUCAGUUCUCACUUCAGAAUGCUGCGAUUUAUUCUGCUAUGGAUGCUCAUUCUUUGCUUUGCAGUUACUGCGCGUGCAGCUCAACGAGGGCCAUAUGUUAUGCGCAUCAACUGUGGGGCUCGACAAAAUGUUCAAACAAAACCAACCACUACCCUUUGGUAUAAAGACUUUGGAUAUACGGGUGGCAUACCAGCCAAUGCAACUACAACAAGUUACAUUACCCCUCCCCUCAAAACACUUCGCUAUUUCCCUUUGUCUGAAGGUCCUUCAAAUUGUUACAACUUUAAUAGAGUACCAAAGGGGCACUACUCAGUGAGGAUAUUUUUUGGACUAGUUGCACAACCAAGAGCUACCAAUGAACCACUAUUUGAUAUCUCUAUUCAAGGAACCCAAAUAUAUUCCUUGAAGUCAGGUUGGACUCAACAGGAUGAUCAAGCUUUUACGGAAGCCCAAGUGUUUUUUAUGGAUCGGUCAGCCUUAAUCUGUUUCCAUAGCACAGGUCAUGGAGAUCCAGCUAUCAUUUCAAUUGAGAUUCUUCAAAUUGAUGACAAAGCUUAUGAUUUUGGACCACAGUGGAGUCAAGGCAUAAUCCUUAGAACAGUUAAAAGACUGAGUUGUGGUUUUGGGCAGUCAAAGUUUGGCAUAGAUUAUGGUGCAGAUCCCUGGGGAGGGGACAGAUUUUGGCAACACAUUAAAACGUUUGGUCAGGAUUCUGAUCAACCUAGAUCUGUUGAAACUAGAAUCAAACAGGCUUCACAUUCACCAAACUUUUAUCCAGAAACUCUCUAUCGAUCGGCGCUUGUUAGUACCAGUAGCCAGCCUGAUUUAACAUAUGCAUUGGAUGUGGAUCCCAACAAAAACUAUUCCGUUUGGUUACAUUUUGCAGAGAUUGAUAAGUCCAUCAAUGCUAUAGGUCAAAGGGUCUUUGAUAUUAUAAUAAAUGAUGUUGUUACCUUUGAAAAUGUUGAUAUUGUGAAAAUGAGUGGUGCCCAAUAUACUGCCCUGGUGCUUAACACAACUGUUUCUGUUAAUGGGAGGACUCUGACAAUAACUUUUAGCCCAAAACAUGGAAGUGUUGCCAUAAUCAAUGCCAUUGAGAUAUUUGAGGUUAUAGCAGCUGAGUCAAGAACACUAUCAGAUGAAGUUAAGGCUUUACAAACAUUGAAGAAGGCUUUGGGGCUUCCUCCCAGGUUUGGGUGGAAUGGUGAUCCUUGUGUUCCUCAACAACAUCCAUGGAUUGGAGCAGACUGCCAGCUAAACAAAAGUAGCAGCAAAUGGCUCAUUGAUGGACUUGAUCUUGACAAUCAAGGUCUAAAGGGCUUCUUGCCAGAUGACAUAUCCAGACUACACAAUCUACAAACCCUAAACUUGAGUGGAAACAGCAUUCGUGGAGCUAUUCCAUCUGCACUUGGAAAAGUAACUAGCUUGCAAGUGCUUGACCUGUCCUAUAACUUUUUCAAUGGAUCAAUUCCAGAAAGCCUUGGACAGCUGACAUUGUUACAAAGGCUGAACCUUAAUGGCAACUUCUUGUCUGGAAAGGUCCCAGCAACUCUAGGUGGAAGACUUCUGCACAGAGCUAGUUUCAAUUUUACUGAUAAUGCAGGUCUAUGUGGUAUACCUGGCUUACGUACAUGCGGACCUCACCUUUCUGCGGGUGCUAAAGUUGGUAUUGUGUUUGGUGCUUCUUUUGGAUUUCUAGUUCUCAUUACCUGUUCUGUUUGUUGGUGGAAAAGGCGGCAGAAUAUCCUCCGAGCUCAGCAAAUUGCAGCAAGGGCAGCUCCAUAUGCAAAAGCAAGGACCCAGUUCUCUCGUGAUAUCCAGAUGACAAGGCAUAAUAGUUACGGCAAUGCUCACACUGCUGCCGAAAAUGGGCCUAUCUUGCUCUCAUGAUAAGACCUCAUUAUUCUGAAGAGACACUCCUAUUUAUGUGGAGAUGAAUGGCAGGGAGGUCUUAUGAACUCUGAUGAUUAUCCAAGAGUUGCUUGAGCCAACAAUUCAUUCAUACAAGCUGAGAACUAAUUUGUAAAUGAGAUUUUUUUUUUAAGUGUACAUUACCGUGUUUACCUCCCCUUUUGAUCAGAAAAUUUAUAUAGAUUUUCUUUCCCCUAUCCCUUAAUAGAGGAUUUGUAACACGUAGUUCAAUUGAAAUAGAGAGCAUACUGUUCUAACAGAAGUACAUAUAAGUUAGGUUCAGUUCACGUAAUAUACCAAAUUUUUAGCAUUCAUGUCUUGCUUUUGUGUUAAUGUGCGGAUCUAUAUAUAAAGUACAGAACAUAUUAAACAAGAUUCCAGAUAUUUGAAAGGCAGCAUAUAUCAUGAUAGAUGGGGUCCUAGACUUGACCAAGUCAAUUUCCAAUUAUUAGGUUCGGUGUACAUUGAAAACACAAGCCAACAUGAAGUAAGUUAACCAAAGUGGUGGGGUUGGGAUAGAAUUAUAGUUUGUUGCUUCAAAUUUUUUUAGUAAGUUUGAGAGUAAUGUAAUUUUUACUGUAUGAAUAGAUUUUGAUUAUAUAUAUUUGUAUUUUGAUUGAAUAA